UCGACGCGGAACAGAGCGGAGCCAGCGGCACUUCCCCGGCCGGGCCAUGCUGUAACGGGGCCGGGAGCGGGGCAGCGGCCAUCCCCCAACCCCGCUGCCCGGAGAGCGGCCGGGACGGGAGCAUGCGGAUCCUCUUCCUCUGCCUUCUGAGUCUCGCUGAUAGCCGCGGGCAAGUGGCACAGACACGGUUUGUGGAGGAGCCAGAGGAUCAGACGGUGGUGGCCGGGCAGAGGAUCGUCCUGUCCUGUGUCGUGCUCAACUACUCUGGGAUUGUGCAAUGGACCAAAGAUGGCCUGGCCCUGGGCAUGGGGCAGGGGCUCAAAGCCUGGCCACGCUACCGCAUCGUGGGCACAGCAGACUCUGGGCAGUACAACCUGGAGAUCAGCGGGGCCGAGCUCUCCGAUGACGCCGUCUACGAGUGUCAGGCCACCGAGGCUGCGCUGCGCUCCCGCCGGGCCAAGCUCACCGUGCUGAUCCCACCUGAGGACCCCACCAUCGAUGGAGCCCCUGAGAUCCUGCUGAGGGCUGGCACUCCCUACAACCUGACGUGCCGGGCACGCAGCGCCAAACCAGCCGCCAGCAUCGUGUGGUACCGCGACGGGCUGCAGCAGGACGGAGCCGUCACCAGCACGGAGGUGUUGGCUGAUGGCAAAAGGGAGACCACCAUUAGCCUGUUGGCCAUCAACCCAAGCGACGUGGACAUCGGGAGGGUGUUCUCGUGCCGCUGCACCAACGAUGCCAUCCCAGCAGGCAAAGAGACCUUUGUCAAGCUCAAUGUUCACCAUCCCCCGACUGUCACCCUGUCCAUCCAGCCCCAGACAGUGCAGGAGGGUGAGAGGGUCGUGUUCACCUGCAUGGCAACUGCCAACCCCGAGAUCAAAGGCUACAGGUGGGCUAAAGGGGGAGUGAUCAUCGAGGAUGCCAAGGAGAACAAGUACGACACGCAGGUGGAUUACACCUUCUUCACAGAGCCCGUCUCGUGUGAGGUGCACAACGACAUCGGCAGCACCAACGUCAGCACGCUGGUGGACGUGCACUUUGCUCCUCGCAUCGUGGUGGAUCCCAAACCCACCAUCACUGACAUCGGAUCCGACGUGACGCUGACGUGCGUGUGGUCAGGUAACCCACCGCUCACCCUCACCUGGACCAAGAAGGAGUCCAACAUGGUCCUGAGCAACAGCAACCAGCUGUACCUGAAGUCUGUGACACAAGAUGACGCGGGGCAGUACGUGUGCAAAGCCAUCGUGCCACGGAUCGGUGUGGGAGAGCGUGAGGUCACCCUCUUCGUCAAUGGACCCCCCAUCAUCUCCAGCCAGCCCCUGCAGUAUGCGGUGCGCGGCGACCGUGGCAAGGUCGAGUGUUUCAUCGGCAGCACCCCACCCCCAGACCGUAUCGCUUGGGCCUGGAAGGAGAACAUUUUGGAGGCAGGGACGUUGGAGAGGUACACGGUAGAGCGGACGAACACGGGCAGCGGGGUCCUCUCCACCCUCACCAUCAACAAUGUCAUGGACGCCGACUUCCAGACCCGUUACAACUGCACAGCCUGGAACAGCUUUGGGCCAGGAACUGCCAUCAUCCAGCUGGAGGAGAAAGCUAACAUCUCCCCAUCUCCUGUAGAGGUCUUGCCUGUGGGCAUCAUCGCUGGGGCCACCAUUGGGGCCAGUAUCCUCCUCAUCAGCUUCCUCGUGGCACUCGCCUGCUUCCUCUACCGGCGGCGGAAAGGAAGCCGCAAGGAUGUCACCCUGCGCAAGCUGGACAUCAAGGUGGAGACGGUGAACAGGGAGCCCCUGACACUGCACACAGACCGUGAGGAGGACACAGCUAGCGUGUCCACAGCCACCCGUGUCAUGAAGGCUAUCUACUCGUCAUUCAAGGAUGACGUGGACUUGAAGCAGGACCUGCGCUGUGACACCAUUGACACCCGGGAGGAGUAUGAGCUCAAGGACCCCACCAAUGGCUACUACAACGUUCGUGCCCACGAGGACCGUCCGUCGUCCCGCUCCGUGCUCUACGCCGAUUACCGCACGCCAGGCCCAGCCCGGUUUGACACGCGCCCACCCUCCCGCCUGUCCCACUCCAGCGCCUACGCUCAGCUCAGCACCUACAGCCGUGGAGGCCCCGCUUCUGAUUACAACCCUGAAGCAACAACAGGCCCAGGCCAAGCUCCUCCUCCUCCUCCUCCUCCUCCUCCUGGUACAACGGGAGGGGAGACGACGAGUCAGCUCUCGUAUGAGAACUACGGGGGGCACGCGGCUUUCCCAGGCGGGGCCGGUUAUGCCACGUACCGGUUGGGUUAUGGGCAAGGCCCCCCCAGCCUGGAGCGAGCUCCUUACGAUGCCUACGACCCCAUGGGCAAGUACACGAGUGCCACCCGCUUCUCCUACACCUCCCAGCACUCGGACUACGGGCAGCGCUUCCAGCAGAGGAUGCAGACACACGUUUGAAAGGGGGAUGGAAGUAGAUGGAAGGGGGGUCCACAGGUACCUCAUGACUGUCCCCUGAUAUUCAGGGGCUCAUCCUGACCCCCCCUUCCCCCUCCUCGUCCUCAUUUCCUCCCUUGGCCUUGUUUCUCCUCUCGGCGGUUGGAUUCCAACCCCCUCACGCCGGGGUUUGCUGGCGGUGGGGAUUUGCCCUGAGUCUCUUUGAGCUUCCACUCAUUCAGUCCUUUCUUUUUGGUACCUUCCCAGAGGAGGGUUUUUUAAGGGGGGUGGGUUCAUCCUCCCUCACUCAUGCCCACCCCAUCCCACUCAGCCUCAGCAGGAGGCUGUCGGGGCAGGCUCUGCAGCCUCCGCUCUGGUCCUUCCCUCCAUGGGUCUGAUCCUUCCCACCAUGGGUCCCCAGCACCCAUAACCUCUACAGGAGCGAGAGGCUGCCUCCCAAACCCUUCCCACACCCCAUCCAGCCCCCUCCCAGGAGCAGGGAGCUGCUGUGUGUGUGUAUAUACGUAUCUGUAUACAGCCACACACACAACAGCCACCUUCUGGUUCUGCCCCCCAAAAGCCCCCAUCCCACCUCAUUCCCUGUGCCUUGAUUGAAGGGACAGCCCCCAGCUCGGGGCCCUUUCCUUCCUCACUAGUCCCACCUGCCAGAGCUACAAGUGAAGGGGAUCUCAGGGGAUUGAGACCACCCCCCCCAGUUCAGAGCAGCAGAGCCCCCUCCUCACAUCCACGUGUCCAUCCCUUCCCUCCCCAGCACCGUAUGCACAUGGAUGUCCAUCCCACUGCUGACCCCAAGCAACAGCCUGUUGGGUGUCCAUCCCACCAGCACCCACUGUGAGGAUGUGACAGGGGUGGGUGAGGGUGAGGGCGAUCCCUCUGAUGAAUGUAUAGCAAGGUGUAGAUAAGGGGUGGAAACACCCUGCAAGCCACCAGCAAGGGUUAACUGCAGCCCCAUCCCAACCCCGAGGGUUUGGUGAAUGUUUUGGAGCCAGUGGCUAUAAACCAAACCAGUCCUGGGGAAAGGGAGCUCAGUCAGUCCCCCAGUUCUGUGCACUGGGAGGCACUGGGCAGGGGGAGAUGAGUAGUGGAGGGGGCUGAUUUCAUUGCCCAUAGGGACGACAUUCAGCUGGCUGCUGCCUCAGCCGUGGAUGGCGUGAGUUUGGGGAGGGAUUCCUGGGGCAGGGUGGGUUUGGGGCUGUAAUCCCUUGGGUUUAGGUACGAAAUACAACACCUCACUGUGUGCCCACCCUGUGAGGUCUGUCCCUGGGAUGGAAAGGGAGGGGGUGACAGAUUUUGCUGCCCCAUCCCACUCCCAGACCCUGGCAGAGUCGGACACCAGUGGGCUGGAUCCAGCCCUGUCCCCAGCAGGUACGAUUUGGAGAGGGUUUGGGAAGGGGUUUGGCAGAUUCAGCCUCAGACAGGGGGGGUCUCCUGCCUCUCCCCCCACUCCUUUCCCCCUAUAAAGGUACUAUCAGGACAGGCCAAACCCUGCAAGGUGCUGAGCCCAUGCCCAGCCUGAGCCUCCAGUCACAGGACUGUGUGCCAUUCCUUUGCAAUGGUGCCUGACGUAACCCCCCCCACCCCUUACACACACCUCCUCCCCCCGACACCCCCCUCUUCCUCACCUCACACCCCCCAGCCCCCUUUUAGGGGAUGCUCCCCCCCUCCAGGUGCUGCACCCCAACCCUUAUUCUCCCCACAUCGAUAGCAAUAGUCCUGCCCCAGCCAUCCCCAGGGAGGGGUGAAAAAGGGGCCAAGAAGCAAAGCUGAAGCUUUAAUUUCAACCCCCCCUCACCCUGGGGUGGGAUAGGGACCCCCCUAAGCCCCCUCCUCAAAGGCAACGGGGUCUCUUCCUUAGCACUGGCUGGUUUAACCCUUUCUCUUCCCUUUAGAGACACAUAUCUGUGAUCCCUCCCCGCCUCCAACCCUCCCAUUUUAUUUUAUUGUUCAUUUUUCCUUUUGGGUUGAUUUUGUUUGUAUUUUUUUGUUGUUUUUAAAUAUUAUGUACUAUAUUUUUAGUC
This is a messenger RNA of Colius striatus (speckled mousebird), 4459 nucleotides long. It is a transcript of the gene KIRREL1, whose product is annotated as kirre like nephrin family adhesion molecule 1. Gene Ontology annotation, biological process: cell-cell adhesion. Gene Ontology annotation, cellular component: cell-cell junction. The transcript has 15 exons. Gene Ontology annotation, molecular function: cell adhesion molecule binding. The record is from RefSeq and is a predicted model, not a curated record. The coding region runs from base 123 to 2444 and encodes 773 amino acids. NCBI's taxonomy places the organism in Eukaryota, Metazoa, Chordata, Aves, Coliiformes, Coliidae.